This is a messenger RNA of Vicia villosa (hairy vetch), 1672 nucleotides long. Its product is annotated as probable protein phosphatase 2C 46. Gene Ontology annotation, biological process: protein dephosphorylation. The record is from RefSeq and is a predicted model, not a curated record. The coding region runs from base 389 to 1582 and encodes 397 amino acids. Gene Ontology annotation, molecular function: cation binding; protein serine/threonine phosphatase activity. Lineage: Eukaryota; Viridiplantae; Streptophyta; Magnoliopsida; Fabales; Fabaceae. The transcript has 5 exons.
UGGAGUGGAGCCCAUUGGUGAACCUCUGCUUAGCUGGCUCCAACCUCUUUUUAUGGACCUUGUCUCCCUCACUACAAGUAAAAGCCUUUUCACUCCAAAAACUCUUCCAUUCUUCUUUUUCAACUCUCUCUCUCAGAUCUAUUCAAUCUCAGAUCAUCAUCAUCGUUUUCUCCAUCUACCUCUUCCAAUUCAUUCCUUUUGUUUGCUGUGGAUUGAUAUCAUCAUAGUCGCCGUCGCCGUCAUCAUCGUCGUUGUCGAGUUAUUUUAGGAGUAUAGGACUGUUUCUAUAUAGUCUAUAGUGUGUGAAAACUGUGAGGGGUGAGGUGUGUUUGUUUAGUGGGAUUUGAUAGAUGUGGAAAUCCUUGAUGGUUGUUUGGUGAAAUGAGGGAUGUUAUCGGAGUUAGUGAACUUUCUGAAGGCCUGCUUUCGGCCGGGUUUGGAUGGACAUGGACGCACAUCGUCGGAUUCUGGAGGUAAACAAGAUGGAUUAUUAUGGUACAAAGACUCGGGGCAGCACUUAUGUGGUGAAUUUUCGAUGGCUGUAGUGCAAGCCAAUAACUUGCUGGAGGAUCAGAGUCAGGUUGAAUCGGGUAGUUUGAGCUUGAAUGAGUCGGGUCCUCAUGGAACCUUUGUUGGUGUCUAUGAUGGGCACGGAGGGCCUGAGACGUCACGGUUUAUCAACAAACACCUAUUUCAACAUCUCAAGAGGUUUACUACUGAGCAACAAUCAAUGUCGGUGGAUGUAAUUCGCAAGGCAUUCCAAGCAACAGAAGAGGGGUUUAUGUCACUAGUUACGCAACUGUGGCCAAUUUCACCGCAAAUUGCAGCAGUUGGAUCAUGUUGUCUUGUUGGUGUUAUUUGUAACGGAACCCUUUAUAUAGCAAAUCUCGGCGAUUCCAGGGCUGUUUUGGGAAGAACGGUUAAAGCAACCGGUGAAGUUUUAGCCAUGCAGUUAUCAACAGAGCACAAUGCAUCCAUAGAGUCUAUAAGACAGGAGCUUCAUUCUUUGCACCCUGACGAUUCAAAUAUCGUUGUCUUAAAGCAUAACGUAUGGCGUGUGAAGGGAAUUAUUCAAAUUUCUAGAUGUAUUGGCGAUGUAUAUUUGAAGAAAGCCGAGUUCAAUAGAGAACCAUUAUAUCCUAAGUUCCGACUUCACGAGCCGUUCAAGAGGCCGAUAUUGAGCUCAGAACCAUCAAUAUUAGUGCAUCAGUUGCAGCCUCAAGAUCAAUUUAUAAUAUUCGCAUCCGAUGGGCUCUGGGAACAUUUCAGCAACCAAGAAGCAGUUGAUAUUGUUCAAAACAAUCCUCACGCCGGAAUUGCGAGGAGGAUGGUGAAAACAGCAUUGAAAGCGGCUGCAAAGAAGAGAGAAAUGAGAUAUUCAGAUUUAAACAAAAUAGACCGAGGAGUUCGUCGACAUUUCCACGAUGAUAUCACUGUGAUAGUUGUAUUUCUUGACACAAAUAUGAUGAGUAGGGCAAGCAGUGUGAAGUUCCCUAGUAUUUCUGUGAAAGGUGGUGGUGUUAGCCUCCCUCACAACUCAUUAGCACCUUGUACUACUACAACAGAUAAUGGUAGUACUUGAUCAUAUGUUUAAAUUUAAUUUAAUUGGGAUCUAUAUACUAGUAGGAUUUAGAGUAUGAAGAAAUAUAAUUUACAUUGCAUAUCUUUUCAA